Molecule: messenger RNA, 2132 nt
Organism: Dimorphilus gyrociliatus
Lineage: Eukaryota; Metazoa; Annelida; Polychaeta; Dinophilidae
Source: the annotation of a GenBank genome assembly
GUUGCACUCCCAGACAUUUGUAACUUUUCCAAAUCUUUUUUGGUCUGUUGAAAAAUUGACUUUUUAGCCUCAGGGGUUUGAAAAAUAACUUUAAAAUGUCAUAUUUCAAGAACCAUUCUUUAUAUGCUCUUUUUGAAAAAGAGCAAGACUUUCUUUUAGAAACUAUUAAGGACUGGAGGAAAAGUAUAAAAAGUGAGCGUGCUUUCCGACUGCUCAUAGAUUGCGAUGAAACUAUUCAAAGACUCUAUGGUGGCUUUCUACAUGAUUUUACGAGUGGAGGAGACUGGGGAAGUUCGUAUAAGUUCUUGGAAAACUUAUGUUUCACUUCAUCAAAGAAUAGAAUUGAAUUAGUUUUCGCUUUUCGGGGAGCUAUUGAUAAAUCUCAAUCCCUUUGGCGAAAAGUGAGACUUUUCAAUAGUGAGCUUGCAAAGAAUAAUAUAAUAUCCAUAGAAGAUAGUAGAAAGUUACCGACUAAGAAAUAUUGGGUCGCUCCUAAUUCCGCCCGAUUCUUUAUUCAAAGCAUGCUCCAACAUUUGAACCAAAUAGUAAUUGUAAGCGAAAAGGCCGAUAUACGGGAAAUGGUUAAGCUGUAUGCAAUUGAUGGAGUUGUUACUAAUGAUAUAUCAUUCUUCUUUUCCGCUACUUUUGACACGAAAUUAUAUCUUGGUUCUUCUUUAAAGUUAACUUUUUCGGGAACAAUGAGCAUGAAAGAAAUAAAACUAAAGAAGUUACUAGAAUGUUUGGAGCUAGAUGUAGAACGUCUACCAAUUCUUGGCAGUUUACUUGAAAAUCCCUAUAUUCUAAGAGAAGAAUUUUUUACUUUUUAUCUUGACCUAUUUAGUUUAAGAAAUCCUGACGAAUUAGAUUCGAUUGAUAACUUUGAACUUAUCGUUGGAGUUAGUGCUUUUGUUAAAAAGCUAAAAUCUCAUACUGACUUGGAGGGAAUUGCGAAAUGCGUUUUCAUCAACUAUAGCGAUUCAGAAAAAGAGGUUCUGUCUGCCAAGUUCAUUAAAUGUGCUAAAUAUUACGCUAAAUACCAUAAUCUAUCCAAUUUCACCUACGGAGAUGAAACCGAAGAGAGAGAAAAUACAAUAAUUAAGAAACAGAUAACGAGAUCUGUGGAUAGUCAAGUACAGAGAAAUGCUUUAAAAAUUGCAACAGACAGGUAUACGACAGGAUGUAUGCAUCCUUGGAUAUUGCAGAUUUUAAGCAAGAGAGAAAUUGAAAUCCCAAACAUUUGGAAUGUAGAUUGCUUUCGCAUGGGAUCAAACAUGAAUGACAUGUUUCGGCCGUUAAGAGCUAAAGCUUAUAAUAUUUUGUUACAGCAAUCUGGUACGGAAAACAGUAAACCGAAUAAAAUAUUGGUGAAAGAGUACUUCGUUGGCAGUGAAGGUGAAAUUAAGGAGUUUGACAUUGAGGUUAAGCCCAAAAAAGCUAAUUAUUUAUCUUUAUCUCAUUUGUGGUGGGGUAAAGAAAAUCAGCAUAAAAAGUUACGUGAAAUGGCUUUGCGAUAUUGCACACUUAAUAAUGAUGCCAAUAUAUUCGACCCUAAAGUCAUACCUGAGGAGCUGAUGACUUUAUGCUUACUGUUGCGAUAUCUUCUAAGUCAAAAGACUCGCGUGUUAACUUCAAAUGAAUUUGAUGCAAUCAUUGUUGCAGCAGUUGACAGUCGUUUAUCUGCUGGUACUGCGUUCGAAUUCAAUUCAUCAGAAUUUACUACUCGCUCUUCGUAUAUUGGACAAAUGCUAUCCUUAGGGAUUGAGCAUAUCCUGUUUCUCAACGAUGUGUGCGCUCAACCCUUACCUGCAAGCAGUUGUCAUCCUUGGAAAUUUUUGUACGGAAGAAUUCUUCAGCACAAGCUCUUCUUACUAAAUUCUGGCUGUAGUUUAGAGUUUGCGUUGGAAGAUGAUCGUAAUAAAUUGUCUUUAGUCAAAUCAUUAAGGAAUGCUAUACUUUGUGACCUAGAGAAGAACAACCCUUUUUUAUCUUGUCAAAGCAUUUCAAAAGAAAGAUCUGUUUCUGAAAUAGACAAAGGCAUUGAAAGCGACAGAAGCAACUACGAAAGUAUGUCGACAGAUUCAACGCAAUUCAUAAUCAACGUUAUCAAUAAUAUGCUUAGAUUUCUUCUUUAA